Marchantia polymorpha subsp. ruderalis is the source of this 4194-nucleotide messenger RNA. The record is from the annotation of a GenBank genome assembly. NCBI's taxonomy places the organism in Eukaryota, Viridiplantae, Streptophyta, Marchantiopsida, Marchantiales, Marchantiaceae.
GAGUGAGGAGGAGCUCGGAGAAGAGCCGCCAUCGAAAGCAGGACGAAGCGGAAGCGCAGCAGCAGCAGCGCCGAGCAGAAAAGCAGCAGACGUCGGCUGCGGACACAAGCGCAUAUCCGUUGCGCAGGAAGAGCCCGAGGUAGAGGCCGGCGGACGUAGUGGCGAUUGCAGGAGCUCUGUAUCACAUUCCUCAGCUGCGGGAGAGGCCUUUCGUCGAGCCGAUUGCCGACUGACCAUGGAAGAAAUCAUCGAGGGCAAGGACUACUCCUUCCCCAAGGAGGAGGAGAAGACUUUGGAAUUCUGGGAGCGCAUUGAUGCGUUUCAGACUCAGCUGAAGCGGAGCGAAGGCAAGCCGGAGUAUGUUUUCUACGAUGGACCUCCGUUUGCCACGGGCCUGCCGCAUUACGGCCACAUUUUGGCCGGGACCAUCAAGGAUGUUGUCACACGAUUUCAAACCGCAUUAGGACACCAUGUCACCCGGCGCUUCGGGUGGGAUACUCAUGGGCUUCCCGUGGAGUAUGAGAUCGACCAAAAACUGGGAAUUAAAACCCGUGAUCAGGUUCUGGAGAUGGGAAUUGACAAGUACAACGAUGAGUGUCUGGCAAUUGUUAUGCGCUACAGAGAGCAGUGGAGGAAGGUUGUGUCCAGGGUGGGACGGUGGAUCGAUUUUGAUAAUGAUUAUAAAACCUUGGAUCCCAGUUUUAUGGAAAGCGUAUGGUGGGUGUUCAAGCAGCUUGUGGAUAAGGAUCUCGUCUACCGAGGGUUUAAGGUCAUGCCUUACAGCACAGGUUGCAACACCCCCUUAUCGAACUUUGAAGCAGGGCUAAAUUUCAAGGAUGUUUCAGAUCCAGCUGUGAUGGUGAGUUUCCCUAUUGAAGGAGAUGAACAUGGAGCUGGAAUGGUAGCAUGGACGACGACUCCCUGGACAUUACCGAGCAACCUGAUUUUGUGUAUCAAUGCUGGUUUCACCUACGUGAAGGUGAAAAGCAAAGCAACAGGAAGUGUGUAUAUUGUUGCCGAAUCCCGACUUUCUCAGCUGCCUACUCCUAAAAAAGGAAAGACGGACGCGCCAAAAGCUGAAGCCGUUAAAGUGGCCGAAACACCUGCAAAGGGAGCUGCGAAGAAAGGAGAUAAGAAGGCAGUAAAGGAAGCCUCGGAACCAGUCGUUGACACCAGCGCCUAUGAAGUCUUAGCCAAGUACAAAGGAAGUGAUUUAGUUGGUAAACGGUAUACUCCUCUCUUCCCAUACUUCACGGACUACUCGAAGGAAGCUUUCAAAGUUGUUGCAGACAAUUACGUCACUGAUGAUGCGGGUACGGGAGUUGUUCAUUGUGCCCCAGCUUUUGGAGAAGACGAUUACCGAGUAUGUUUGGCUAAUGGCGUUAUCGUGAAGGGAGCUGAUUUACCCAACCCAGUAGAUGCUAGUGGCUGCUUCACAGCUACCGUCAGUGACUUUCAAGGUCGUUAUGUGAAAGAAGCGGACAAGGACAUCAUCGCUUGGGUGAAGGCUAAUGGAAGGCUCGUGAGUUCAGGAAGCAUUAUGCAUUCCUAUCCCUUCUGCUGGCGGUCUGAAACCCCUCUUCUUUACAAAGCUGUGCCCAGCUGGUUUGUGGCCGUUGAAAAAUUCAAGGACAGAUUAUUGGUGAACAAUCAGCAAACGUACUGGGUGCCAGACCAUGUGAAGGAUAAGCGCUUCCACAACUGGUUGGAGAAUGCCAGGGAUUGGUCAGUGAGCCGCAGUCGAUUUUGGGGAACUCCUUUGCCAAUCUGGUUAAGCGAUGAUGGGGAGGAAAUGGUUGUCGUUGGAUCUAUUCAGGAAUUAGAAGAGCUCUCUGGAUUCAAGGCUACAAACCUUCAUCGUCACAAGAUUGAUCACGUCACCAUUCCUUCCAAACGUGGCCCCGAGUUUGGUGUUCUAAAGCGCGUAGAGGAUGUUUUUGACUGCUGGUUUGAAAGUGGGUCUAUGCCUUACGCAUACAUCCAUUAUCCAUUCGAGAACCAAGAACUUUUUGAACGGAAUUUUCCAGGAGACUUUGUUGCUGAGGGUCUCGAUCAAACCCGUGGAUGGUUUUACACUCUGAUGGUGCUGUCGACAGCUUUGUUCGACAAACCAGCUUUCAAGAAUCUCGUUUGCAAUGGUCUGGUCUUGGCAGAAGAUGGGAAGAAAAUGUCCAAACGGCUCAAAAACUUUCCUCCUGUAACGGAUGUACUCGACGAAUACGGGGCUGAUGCUUUAAGGUUGUACCUCAUCAACUCUCCAGUCGUUCGUGGAGAACCUUUGCGCUUUAGGAAGGAAGGUGUCUUCGCUGUGGUGAAAGAUGUCUUUCUCCCUUGGUAUAAUGCCUACAGAUUCUUGGUCCAGAAUGCUCUAAGGCUAGAAGCAGAAGGUUUCGGGAAGUUUUCUCCGUUGGAUCUCACCACUCUUCAAAAAUCCACUAACGUGCUGGACAGGUGGAUCAACUCGUCCACGCAAAGCUUGGUCAAAUUCGUGAAACAGGAGAUGGAAGCUUACAGACUUUACACGGUGGUUCCAUUCCUGCUUAAGUUUAUCGACAACUUGACCAAUAUCUAUGUGCGGUUCAACCGUAAACGACUGAAAGGCCGGACCGGCGAGGAGGACAGUCGUGUCGCGCUUUCAACUCUCUACAAUGUGUUGCUGACAACUUGCAAGACAAUGGCUCCCUUCACUCCCUUUUUUACCGAAGAUCUGUAUCAAAAUCUGCGAAAAGUCGAUCCUUCAGCAGAAGAAAGCAUCCAUUAUUGCGAAUUUCCAGAAGUACAAGGAGAGACAGAUGAGCGCAUCGAGCAGAGCGUUACACGCAUGAUUACGGUUAUUGACCUAGCGCGCAACAUCAGGGAGAGGCACAACAAGCCCCUGAAGACCCCUCUAAAGGAAAUGGUCGUGGUACAUCCCGACCAGGACUUUCUCGAUGACAUUACUGGCAAGUUGGGAGAGUAUGUUCAGGAGGAACUUAAUGUGAGGAGCAUUGUUACUUGCAAUGAUCCUCUCAAGUACGCUUCUUUGCGUGCAGAGCCUGAUUUCAGUUCUCUAGGUAAAAGACUUGGAAGAGCUAUGGGGCUGGUAAGCAAGGACGUGAGAAGCAUGAGUCAAGCAGAUAUUUUGGCUUUUGAAAAAUCUGGUUCUGUGACUAUUGCUGGACACGAGUUAACUGGCGGAGACAUCAAGGUCCAUCGAGAUUUCAAAGCACCGGACGGAGUAAAGAAAGAAGACGUGGACGCUGGCGGCGAUGGUGACGUGUUGGUCGUCUUGGACCUUCGGCCUGAUGAUAGCCUGCAAGAGGCUGGGUUUGCUCGUGAGAUUGUGAACAGAAUCCAGAAGCUGCGAAAGAAGUCUGGACUAGAACCAACGGAUUCUGUAGAGGUGUACUACAAGGUGGUGGGUGCUGGUAGUGAGAACGAUGUCUUGAAGCGUGUGUUUGCUUCUCAGGCUGCAUAUAUUCAAGAAACCGUGGGAUCGUCCGUAUUAGCUCAAGAGAAUCUGCCAGCUCAUGCAGUGGUUAUCGCGACUGAGCAAUUCAGCGGAGUUGCAGGAGGAUCUUUCUCAGUCACAUUGGCCAAACCGGCUUUGUCAUUCGCUUUCGACCUGCUUACAGAGUUGUGUUCAGGAAACAAAGAACAUGCUCAGAACAUCUCAGUAGUAUUGUUGGCCAAAGAUCCUGCCACUCUGAAGUCAAGUAAAACGGUAAAUGUAGUUAUAGAUGGACAAGGGGAUUAUGGAUUGGUUGCUGGAAAGCACUUCUUUUUGUCUGUUGGAGAAUACUGCCAAAGACUAUCAUCUUAAAGCCCAUGUCACUAACAUAGAAUCUUGCAGGCCUCAUUUUUUAAUUUAUUGAUCUUAGCAGCGAUGACUUGUUGCUAAAUUCAGGAUUCAGAGCUUUCUACUCUUUCUGCCUUCCGAAUAUGUUUAUCGUAGAGUUGAUCUAGGCGUUUUUCAGACAUGUUCACGAAGGUGAUAAAGAGUCGUGAAAGAAAUUGUGGACAAGGUUUGAGGGUAGUUUUGCAGAAGUUCUUGGCAAGCUUGAAGCCUUCGACGUUUCCUAGUGCUGUGUUUUACGGCCAUCCGAUGCAUCCACCAAAUGUCAUCUUGUCAAUCGAGUCCUAAAUUGUAGGACUCGCUUUGUGGAGCUCCAAGUUCAUUCAGUAAAGGGCUUCCGUCCAAUUUUGAAAUUCCGA